CUUUAUACUUAAACUGUGUGUUUAUUGGCUACAUGAUGGUGCACAACAGCUCUCACUCCCACCCACUAUGCUGCAGCACUCCCUAUAUGCGGAGCCCCCGCUACACGUACGUGGACAGAGACUAUGCCUACAGUGAGGCAGAGAGACGCGAGAUCCAGUGGCACAGAGACCACUACCUUCACUACCUCAGACACUCUCAGGCUCUCCGACUGUGGAACAGGAGAGAAAGAGCUCUGUAGCAGCAGUCCUGUGUGACAGAGAGGGAGCUGGGGCUGCUUCCUCUGAAAGCUCCCUCCACUCCCUCCCCACUGUCUCCAUGAUAGUUCUUCCAGGUGGAGGAAGAAAAGGAGAGGAAGAGGUGCUGGUAAACCUGGGAUCAUGACUACUGAUG
This is a messenger RNA of Geodia barretti, 391 nucleotides long. Lineage: Eukaryota; Metazoa; Porifera; Demospongiae; Tetractinellida; Geodiidae. The record is from the annotation of a GenBank genome assembly.